AUGAGGGUAAACAUUGCACAACCCACCCCUCUUUCUCCUCCUUCCCCUCCUCACAAUGCAUCCUCAUCUUCCUUCUACCCCACCACCAAGCUCCGCCUCCACCGCUCUCCUUCCGCCACCAUCCUUACCACCACUCUCGCCACAACCUCAACCACCCUUUGUCGCUCCAAAUCAACGGACCUAAACCUCCGUAGAUCUUGCAGUGCAAGCUUUGAAGGUAAUGAUUUCCCUCACCAUCAAGAUUUUACCCCAAAACAAACCAACUCUCAUAAUAAGAAGCUCAAAUUUCCUAGCUUCCACCGUAACACCACCACUACGACUACCACCGCGAUGCCAUCGUUUCGGCAUUCGGAUUCUCAGGUGGAUGUUCUAGAACCUUCCUUGUUGGGCAUCCGCCCCGACCCACCAGAUUGGCCUGCGAGGGAUGCGGUGAUUCGCGAUUGCAUUGCGCGACGAGCGAGCAGCAUUGAGCUGCCUCUCUCUCUUAGGAUGCUUAAAAUGAAGCAGAAAUUCCAACGAUUAGAGGAGGAGAGAGAAAUUGGGGAUCUAGAGGAAUAUAUAAAAGAUAAUCCCAUCAAUAAUUUAUGUUGUUCGACUUUGUAUAUUAUCAAAGAGGUUCAAACCCAUGCUUUGAGAAGCAGGGGAUUGGUUUUAGAUGAGGAAUUAGAUAAUGGAGUUUUGAGCAAGAUUCAAAGGGAGAUGACAUCUUCUUUUAUUUGGUUGUUUAGGGAAGUUUUUGCCAAAACCCCUGAUUUGAUGGUAGAAAUUAUGCUACUAACCUCGAAUUUCGCCGCCGUUUCGCUUGAAUCAUUACUUCCUUUUGAAAAUACCCAGGAAGUUUUAGAGCAAAACUCAAGAAAUUGGGGAGUUGGGCAAUUGGAAAUAGAAAAACCAGGGGUGGAAUUGGAGGAGAAAGAAAAGGGUUUGUGGGAUUCAAUGGUAGAAGAAGCUAAUGAGAUUGGAGGUUAUGUGAAGAAUGAAAGGUUAGGAUUUGUUGUAGUUGAUCAUGAUUAUGUUAAAGAUCGUGAUAUUGAUAGUAAGAUUGAGUUUGUUUCACCAGUAGGAGUUGAGGUUGAAAGAGAUGAUUAUGAAGAGUAUUAUAGGACAGAUCUUCUUUACCAGAUGGGGUUGUUUAAGGAGCCUAGUAACACUCUUUUGCUCUCAAAUUAUGCACAGUUUCUCUGCCUUGUUUCCCGGGAUUAUGACAGGGCCGAGGAGUGUUUCAAGCGAGCAAUACAAUUGGAUCCAACGGACGCAGAGGUAAUGACACAAUAUGCAAAUUUCUUAUGGGUGGUGAGAAAAGACCUAUGGGGAGCUGAAGAAAGAUUUCAACAGGCAACAGCGGCUGAACCAGACAACUCAUAUCAUGCAUCAAAGUAUGCAAAUUUCUUAUGGAGCACGGGUGGUGAAGAUACAUGUUACCCUCUUGAUCCUCCCUGUGCAAUGAGCUAACGGGAAAGAGAAGAGAUGUUAUGUGAAUAAUAGUCAAAAUUGUUCUUGGUUUAAAUGUACCAUAUCCAUACAAUAGAUUAAUUAUCAGGGUAACAUAAUAAGGGCAUAUUAAUAGUACCAUUGUCAAUUUCUGAGGAUUCCUAGUUUCGAGCCACUGGGUAUCUUUUUUGUAAGUCUCCUGGUCAUAUGAUCACGGCUUUUGGUACCUCUGUAUGUUGUGCAACUAAUAUAUAAUUGUACAGUUGUAAAGCUCAGUAA
Spinacia oleracea (spinach) is the source of this 1710-nucleotide messenger RNA. RefSeq lists its product as uncharacterized. Gene Ontology annotation, molecular function: protein binding. NCBI's taxonomy places the organism in Eukaryota, Viridiplantae, Streptophyta, Magnoliopsida, Caryophyllales, Amaranthaceae. The coding region runs from base 1 to 1452 and encodes 483 amino acids. The transcript is spliced from 2 exons. The record is from RefSeq and is a predicted model, not a curated record.